Messenger RNA from Magallana angulata, 9931 nucleotides. Its product is annotated as inositol 1,4,5-trisphosphate receptor type 3-like. Gene Ontology annotation, molecular function: inositol 1,4,5-trisphosphate-gated calcium channel activity; inositol 1,4,5 trisphosphate binding. Bases 189 to 8156 code for a protein of 2655 amino acids. NCBI's taxonomy places the organism in Eukaryota, Metazoa, Mollusca, Bivalvia, Ostreida, Ostreidae. Gene Ontology annotation, cellular component: endoplasmic reticulum; membrane. The record is from RefSeq and is a predicted model, not a curated record. Gene Ontology annotation, biological process: calcium ion transmembrane transport. The transcript is spliced from 75 exons.
CAUAGCGAGCACUUGUCAGGCAUUUAAAGACGACGCUGCACUAAGCCUCGUAUCGCUGGAAUAUAUAUGUACUUCGCCUAAAACUUCAUUAAAGAUUACACGUGAAAAAAAAUCUGAAAUCGGUGGUCAAUUUUUUUGAUUUCAUGUUGAAUUAUGAUUGGAUGGAAUAAUACCUAAUUGUUGUGACCAUGGAUGACACUCUGAGUGUCGGAGACACGGUGUGUCUUUAUUCGGCGGAGAGUUUCGGUUUUAUUUUCUCUACACAAUCCAGUUCUGUUCACAAUGAAGUUGCUGUUGGGUCCAGACAAGACCGAAAGAUGCCGAGUGUUCAGGAUCAGCAUGUUAUAUCCUUCAAAAUUGAAGUGGCAAAUCGAUAUAAGUUAAACAAAAGUCUUAAGAAGUUGGCAACAAAACUAGCAGAAGAGCCUGGAAAUAUUCCCCUUAGAAACCAAGUGUCAAAGGCAAAGCUUGCUGCAGUAGCUGAGAAUGAGGACAAUGUACUGGAGCAAAAAAGGCAGCAAGGCAAGAAGGUCUUGUAUGGACAGGUCAUUCAGUUGCGACAUCUCUUCACAAACAAAUACAUCCAUGUCAGUACCACAAAGACGUCCAAUACGGAGACGAACAACAUGGCGGUGGAGCUCUUGGCAGAGAACGCUAAACACGCACAGUUCCGUAUCAUGCCGCGGUACAAGGUCAAGGCUGAGGGUGAUGUGGUACAAGUGGACGACCAGGUUGUGUUGGAGAGUGUCAAGUCCUCGGGGUCCUACCUUCACGUCAGCAAGACAGUGCUGGGCCAGGUGUCAGUCUACAGAAGAAGCCAUGAGUUGAACCUGUCGGUGCAGCAGUCUGGGUUCACCAUCUACAGGAAGUACAAGCCGGCCCCCGAGGACAUGGACCGCGUCAAGGUCGGUGACAUCAUCCGCUUCUACCACAAGGAGAUGGAGGCGUACCUUGUGGCGGAGGGACUGUUUGACGAUGAACUCCUCGAGGAUGUACACCUAAGGAUGAGACCCAUGGACCCGGCCAAUCCUAAGACCCUGUUCCCAAGUACAUCAGCGGUCACUUACUGGCAGAUCGAGCUCCAAGAGGGACCAGUUCAAGGAGGAGUUUUGAAGUGGGAACAACAAUGUAAAAUAAUACACAUGUGUACUCGAAAGUACCUGACUGUCAAAGACGGUCAUGUGACCUUAACAGGUGACCACAGGGACCCGACGACCGUGUUCAGGCUGCACCCUGUCAUCAGGGAGAACGAUGACAUUCCACUGGACAGUUAUUGUCGCAUUGAACACGUGGUCUCUGGGAGCUGGCUCCAUGCCUGUCCUGAGGAAUAUGUAAGAAAACAGACAAUGAAGUCAGAGGACAAUAAGGCUAUGGCCUCUUUGAAAUGGAGCACUGCAGAACUCAAGCAGGCCACUCGUCAAGGAACUCCUGCACCAACCUCCGAAACAACUGGUGGAAAAAAGAGAAUCAAUAAAAAACGAAGUCAGACAUUAAGCAUUGGAAUUAUUGAGGAGAAGCAGUACGAUGAUGCUUUCACCAUCCAGGGGGUGGAAGAGGAGCAUGUGGAGAUCUUCCAUCACAUGGCAGGAAUGGUCCCCUUCAUCCAGAAACUGGUGUCAGAUAAAAAAUCUGGGCUAACCCUGAAUGCAAAAAUGGCACAUGACACAGUCGUAGCUUUGGGGGAGCUUAGUCGUUACAUGAUUGUAGACGGACAGCCAGAGAAAAAUCGGCAGAAACUGAUGCGCAACCUUAGGAUUGUUGAACUUCUAAUUUACCUGCUACAGAUUCCAUUCAGAGGAAGUGAUGAUCAAUUUCACCUGACCAAGAUCUUUGUGGAGGCGUACAACGUCCUGUACACGUACCUGAUGGGAGACAGCAGGAAGAACGAGCUGUACAUCGCCAAGUACAUCGACUUCUUCCUGUCUCAGUUUGAACUGAAGGAGGGUCAGAUCGGUCUGAAUGCCGCCCACAUGGUGAUGGAGCUGAUCAAGGAUAAUCGUAAAAUCGUGGAUCGAAUCUCCCACGAUCACAUCAACAAGUUUGUGGAACUUCUCCAGAGAGACAAGAAUCACCGAUACCUGGACCUGCUGGCUGUGCUGUGUGUGUGUGAUGGAGUGUCCAUCCCAGACAACCAGAUCUACAUCACUCAAGUCUGGCUCAUGAAAGGAAACAGGCAAAACUGUGUUCACUAUACAGAUUUGGGACAGAAAAUUGGCAAGGAGCCCGGAGUUGUUUAUGUGUCGACCACUCAGGGCAGGAAGUGGAUGGAGCUGGCCGAAUUCGCUCAAAACAGAGACGGUGAGGAUUAUUUGUUCCUGGAACACCAACUGGAACUUUUCGGAGAUCUGUGUCAUGGACAAAAUGACUUUUCCAUCAAGGUGAUCACCCAGGAGUUGAACUAUUUGACCUGGGAGGAGGCCUUCACCUGUCUGAGUGAUGAACGUCUGCCCGACAAACUUCGCUCCCAGUACUGUGACCUCAUCAUCACCAUGUUUGUGGACAUUGGAGCCAACCACUCCAUUAUUGAUCGAGUCAAGCUGUCAUACAUCUAUGAUGAAAUCGACUCAUACGAGACAAUUUCAAAAAUUAUAAUUGGUCCCAUUGCACCAAUCUUAAACCAGGAUGAGAUAGAUCACAGUCAUUCCAUGACGUACCAGGUAUUCCCCACCCUUAGUGACUGGAUCUCCACGUUCCUCAAAUAUAACGGGGACAUGACGGCCUCUAACAUUGGGAAUAACAUGCUGGUGGAACAGGUCCUUCGUUUGGUUGAAUACCUUGUCUCCUUUGGGUUUUACUACAAACCUGAGGACAUCAAGAAGUUGAUGGAGCCACUGAUGUCUCUGAUUGAUGGCAGAAAUGACAAACCUUAUCCUAAUGUCACAGGGAAGGAUGCUGAUGACAUUCUGCGAGUGUUCCGGACCAAGGAGAGGUUUGAGAGGAACACGGAGACCACAGCAGUAGUCGGGGCCAAGUGUCAAGCCUUGGAAGUACUCAAUCUGUUUUUCAACUACAUUUUCAACUUGAGAUUAGAGAAAUUUAUGAACAUGUUCAAAGUGACUCACACCCAUGCCAACACCCCCCAGAUGCCUCCCCCAGAGCUGGGGCCCCUACUGUACGAGGCAUUCGACCUCUCUGUACAUCAAGGAGCCUACUGGACAGGGGUGUCAAAGACUGCAUUGAGGAAAUUGAAAGAAAUUUUUGACCACACCAACUAUUUGAAAACCUACGAUUUGGUUGAUGUAUUGAAGGACCUGUCGUCCUACCACUACGACAACAUGAUCAGAAUGUCGAUGCAUCUACUGAACCGCUAUUACUCCGCCCACAAUGAAUUGUUCAGCAAUGCAGUGCAGGCUCAGGUUCUGAUCACUGACAAAUCAGUGGAAGCCUUCAACAAUCUAGAAAAGAUUCUACCCCACCUGCGUCGCUUGGCCUCGUCCAAACUGAGCAACCAGCAAGGGGAGGAACUGGUGUCGCUGCUAGAUCAGCUUAUUUUAAUGUGCCAUUUGGACGGAGAGCCGGAAGAGGAACAUGGGAUGAACCAGAGUAUUCUGUAUAACCACGGUGUCAUUGAAGACAUGUUCACUAUUCUACAGCAAGAGAUUGAUAUCAAACUGCUGGAUCAAUACACAGGGUUGAAAAAAGUGUUCCAGCGAACUUUUACCCUGCUAAAGUUGAUGGCUCGGAAUAACAAGUUGGUUCAAGGUCGUUUGUUUGACCGUCUUGACCUGCUGUUGUCCACAGAGGGUGCAGGGGAGGAGCUGGCUGAGUGUAUUACAGAGGUAUUUACUGGCAAUUCCAACACCUGCAUGAAAAUCAGUGGUAACCAAGUGCAAAGAAUUAUGACUCUUGUGGCUAAGAACAAAGAAAAAGUGCCCCAGUUCUUGGACUUGUUAAAUGCAGUGGUCAAAGUGGAAGAGCUAGACUUGCCGUUGAAGCGGAACCAGAGCUUUGUGAUGCAGUACUUCAUGCAAUUCCGAUCGGACAUUGCAAACGUGAUAGACCAGGACGAGGCUGCCAGGGAGAAGAUAUUGACAGAAUCGGGAAACAAACAGCUUCAUUAUCUGAUAGGAAUGGUGGACAUGUUAGCUACUUGUGCAGAGGGAGAGAACCGGCACAUUGAGUCGAUCUGUCAGACCAUCUUCCGCAUCCCGGAGCUCCUGCGUCUGCUGACCAAUCCCCAAAUCAGUAACAACUUCAAACAGCCAAUCCUACGCUUUUUCUUGUGGGUCUACCUCAACACCGCCGGAGGGAUGAUAGAGAGUGGGGCAGGGGACAUGCCUCAUGACAAGUCAAUGUGGCAGUACCUGGCAGAGAUCACAAAGACCUUGACCGAGGUCGCAGAGUACGGCCGGAGUGACCCAGUCUCUACCAAGCUCCUGCUCAAGAGACCCCCAGGCAAAAGAAGGCGUUUCUAUAUCAUCACCAUCAGUGACCGCGGUGAGAGCAAGCAGGAGUCCAUCAGAGGCACCCUGCAUUACCUGUUUGAGGGGGUCAUGCCUUUUCUCCAGAUUUUUUGCCGAUCUUUCUACCAGCCUGACUCUUCAAUGUUCCCUGAAGAGCCGGAGCAAAUGGACAAACUUGCCACAUCCUUCAAAGAUUUCAUGGAGGUGAUUGCACCACUGAUCAGUAUAGAGCGACAGAUGAAGAACUUAGUCUCAUGUAUGACAUCACUGCUGUCUGCCUCCACACUUCCUGUUCGGCUUAAGAUCCUAAAGUAUAUGGAAGAAUUCCAAGAAAAAUAUGGAGGAGGUUUAGCUUCUCAAGAUGUCCGCAGCGAUGCCAGAAAGACCUAUGAAGAUUAUUACGAAAUGGAGGUGGAAAUUAACAAGCAGCUGAAUGUAUUUGCGGGCAAUAUGAAGGUGGCUUAUGGUGGCCCCAACACUGUACAAGCUCAGAUUGGCUUCCCAUCCAAUUUAGACUACUCAGAGCUGGGAGGGGAUGAGGAGCUCCCCCUGGGGAUGGAGUUUCAGGAACACCUGCGAUGUUUUAUCGACAGCAGUAAGAAAGACCCCGUUCAAAAGUUCAAGCUGAGCGAGAAACUCAUCAAGCAACUCUCAAUUUCUUCGCAACUUUCACGGUCACACUUGACUGAAAAGGAGAAAUUGGAGCAGGUUGACCUAGAUGUGAAAUGUCUUCAGCUUCUUCGCGGUCUGAUUCACAAUGAGAUAGUAAAGCUUCCAAACGAGUGGGAGACAGAAUCGUCUUCGCAUCGCAGGCAGCUGAAGGCUAUAGAGGAUGUACAGAAUGCACUGAACCAUUACAACGUGGUCACCAGUACCCUGGACCAUCUCAACAGCACGCAGGACAGCGUGGUGCGGGAGACUCUCGGCUUCCUUGCCAGCCUGUUAUUUAAUGGCAACGAAGAUGUGCAGAACAGUCUCAUAGCCUACUUCACAGGUACGAGAGAAGAGACGUUCUUCUUUGCCAUAAAGAGCCGUAUACACAUGUCUGCCUUGGCAACCAGAGAAAAGCGACUUCUCCAUGCCAUGCAUCAAGCCAAGGUAGAGGAAGCAGUACAGCAGGCCAAAGCUCUCAGGAAAGCCAUGGAAACCGGCAAACUGGCUCAGACGGAGAUAAUGAAAGCCAACCAGCUAGGAUCCAUGUUAUCGAUGGCCAAGAAGAGGUCCAUGGCCAACCUCAAGGUGGGAUCGAAUGCUGGAUCCCGAAUGGGAUCUCGUUCCCGACUCGGCUCUCAGCUAGGAUCACAAUCCAAACUGAGCCAGGGUAAAUCUAACCUGGGUAGUAAUAUGUUGUUGCCGGGGGUAAUGAUGAACGGGGGCAACAAAUCUAGUCUACAACUGAAUGGCCUGGCCGGACCCAAGUCAAAGGUUGCACCCAUGGAAAACCCUGAGGUCAUCAUAGGGAACGUGGAGGAGGAGGAGUUACAGGAGCUGAUGGAAGCAGCAAUGAGCAUGUCUGGGGAUCUGGAGUUUAGGGACGAUGGCUACAUCGAAUUGGUGCUAAGAAUUCUGGGAUUGAUGUGCGACAACCAGCAUCAUGAUAUUCAAAACUAUUUACGAGAGCAACCAGACAACAUUAAAUCUGUGAACUUGGUUGGAGAAACUACCAAAUUCCUGAACAUUUUAUACUCCAAUAUCAGUGACAAGUCAAUGCCGCUAGUGGUACAGCUGUUUGACACACUGGUAGAGUUCACUUCGGGAAACCAGAAAAACCAGGCCAUGGUAUUUGACAACAAAGUCUGUGAUUACAUCAACCACAUUCUGAGGGUCGGUCACUUCCACAACUGUGGGAUCAAAGAGGAGUAUGUGCUGAAGAAGUCAAUAGCCACUCUGAUCCGGUCGCUGACCGAGGAAAACCCUCCCGUAGAGGAUGAGGAUACCCUUUUAGCCAAGCCAGAGAAAAAGGAGGAUCGCACUGUAACUGUGGAUGAAACAAUGAAAGGACCUGCAAGUGUGGAAGUAAUGGAGUACCUAGAUGCUGACCUUUGUGUCAUAACGAUGACUGAGGCUUUUAAUCAGCUGCAGGAAAUGGAUCGGUCACCUGCUAAAAAGAAGCGAGACCCCGACUUUGACGAGCUGUAUAACCUGAUACAGGACACAGGGUACGCGUAUUAUCACAUCCUGUGUAGGAAACUGGACCUGGAGGACGAUGUAAAGAGACACCAUCUGGUCAAAAAUCCCAACCAAAACAUGGCGUGGGAUUUCUUUGCCAUGAGUACCAUGUCCAUUGAAGUGAUCAAAGAUGAUGUUCUACAAAAGAUCUACUACAGGGUCAAGGACAGAAAUGUGCUGAGAGAGGAGAUUAAGGAGAAGUUUAAGUAUGAUGUGGACAGGACGACCCCCAGCAAUAAGAUCCGUGACUUUAUGGACUGGGCCAGUGAUAUCAUUCAGGACAUCAAGUACCAGCGAAAAGUCCACGCCAACCCCGUCGGCCAGAUGCUAGUCAAAUUGUGGAUCCCCAUUAAUUACAUUGUGGUGUUCCUGAGUUUUGUAAUCAGCAUUAUCAUCAUGAUAACAUGGAGAGACCCAAAACUUGCUGACGGAACAUCUGACACGAACAGUGCCAAGCCCGAGUACACAAUGUCAAACUACGAGCCGUUCCUGUACGUUUGGGGCGGCGUACAUAACCUCCUCAGUUUGUGUAUCCUCAUCACGUUUCUCAUAUCCAACAAUCCAACCUUCCCACCAUACACUUGGAUCAAGAAAAAAUUGUCAUCAAACGAUGAUGAAAAUGAUUUUAGAUCUUGGCAUGAGAAGAAAACAGGACGCUCGCACUUAGAAAUCGAGAUCUACAACUUUAAAACAAUCUAUUACUUUGUAUUUUUUGCAUGCUCAGUCUUGGGAACUGUAUUUUAUGGGUACUUCUUUGCCUUCCACCUUCUCCAUAUAUCGGAGUUAAACCAGUUACUCAAGAGAGUCAUUGCUGCAGUAACCACCAAUGGAAAAUCACUGCUGAUGGUGGCCUUACUUGGUCUGGCGGUGUUCUUCUGUUACUCGCUGAUUUCCUUCGCCUUCUUCAGGGAAACAUUCCUGAAGGAGGACGACGGUCGCCACUGUAGGACGGUGUACCAUUGCUUCAUCACCAUGAUCCACCACGGGUUCGUCGAUUCGCCUUACACGACGUUUGAGGCCUUGAUGGACAACGACUUCGAUAAAGCCAUCUACGUGACAAUUUUUGACGUGACCUUCUUCAUCCUGGUCACCACAGUCGGCUUGAACAUCAUCUUUGGUAUCAUUGUGGACACGUUCUCCCAGCUCAGAGAUGCCAAGUGGGAGAUUGAUAAGGACAUGAUGAACAACUGCUUCAUUUGUAGCAGAGAGUCUUACGAUUUUGAGCGACAUGGAGGGGGAUUCGAGAAACAUGUAAGAACAGAGCAUUACCAAUGGGCCUACCUGUUUUUCUUCCUCCACCUGGACGAGACACGCCCCAACGAUUACAGCGCUCUUGAGCUUCACGUCUUUAACCAGCUGCAGCACAACGUGUAUGAUUUCUUCCCGCUGAACCGAGCUUUGAGCUUGAUCAACGAAGAGAACACCAAGGAGAGAAAGCUUGAGAGUCUCCGCGUUAACAUUGAGUACAUGGUCAACAAGAUGAAGGAAGAGGAAGCUGCAAGAGAACGAGAGAAGGAGCGACAGAAACAGAUCGCCUGGGAGGCCCAGCACAAAUCAAUAAAGGCAUCAGGGCAGAAAGAAUGACCAACCAGUGCUCAGAAUGGUAGUGAUUGGACAGCAGUCGAUCAAUCACAGAGAGCUGAGCCCAUCAGCCAAUCAGAAAGAACUUUUUAAAAUGACUUCUGAUUGUCGUUAAAUAUCCAGAGGAUUUCAUGCAGUGCAGAAAAGAACUUCAUCGACACUGUUUUACCUGAAGUGGUCAUCAAAUGUGAUAUUCUGAAGGGUUUUGUGUGUGUGUGUUUUUAUUCAGAUUUUUUUUUUCCACAUACCGGUACCGGUAAUUCAGCAAACGCCUGGGUCUUAUUAAAGCGUAAUGUGACCUAAUACAAUGUACUGUGAUUGCAUGGUGUCUUAUACGGCACUUUGUGUGUCGUCUCUGAACAAAAUUCAACAAAAACUUCUGCAGACUUUACUGAUCUUUGUAUUACCGGUAUUUAGAUGAGAGACAAACUUUUAGAGAUUUCAAUUUAGGAUUGACCAUAUACACAAUCCAUUAUGAGCUAGUAUACUAUUUUACUGUAGCGAACCUCGCAUGAAUGAACAACAAAGUUUCUUUUUUCAGUAAACCACAAGAUGGCGUGUAAUAACUGUUUGAUGCAAGUUUGAAUUAUUUAUUGUUUGUUUUGUCACAUUUUAUAUGAUGAUAUGUAAUAUAUGAUAUGCUGUAAUUUUAUGACAAGUUAAUACUCUGUUGAUGCCCUUAACGAGGAUGCCUGAUUUGUGUCCGAGUAUUUGGACAGUUGAUAUAUGACCUAAAAUCUACGCCUCCAGUGUGUGUACAUGGCUUUCUCGUUACAAUUGCAAUGUUCACUUUGUAUAUUUUACAGAAUGUUUUGUACCUGUAUAACUUUUACAUGUUUACACAAAAUAAUUUUAUUCAAUGUACAUGCAUGUAUUUGAUAAAUUUGAAUUGUAAUUAUUUAUCCUAUUUUAUUUCAUUUUGCAGACAUUAAUCCCUUUUAUGAUUCUUGUGUUGGUUUAAAUGAAAUCCAAAACACUUUAUAGCAAAAAAGUUUUUAUUUUAGUGCGUCGUUUUCCAAAUUAACCUACAUUUACUUUUUUAUUAUUAAUAUUUUUGAAAAAAAUUGAUUUAAUGUAAUAUUUAUAGUCAAUCCAGUUGUAUACAUUUUUGUUAUUAUUUAUUUGUUGAAUUAUUAUUAUGCGACUGUAUUUCUCUUCUUUUAAACCUAGGUUUAGAUUGGUUUGUAUACACAGAAAACUGUGAUAUUAUAAAUUUAUGACUUGGUACUGUUUACAAUCAUGACGGCAGUAUUAGGCUAAGUAUAUACUUGACAUGCAAGUUUUUACUGCACUAUUUAAAAUGAAAAUAACAGGCCAUUAUUUUUUUUUACUUGAACAAAAACAUGUAGUCUCUUGGAAUAGACCAUUGGGACAUAUACAUGUACACAGGCUUAUUGAAGAUGAUUCAUGAUGAGAAAAUUAGUAAUAAUGCUUAACCAAACAAAGGCAAACUAAGUUUCGAUGAUAAUCAAUAGUACAGUGUACUAAUUUUAAAGUUCUUGCAGGAAAAUUAAAUAUUAAGUUUAGGAAAUAUGCAUAAUUAUUGAAACUAAAUUCAAAACUCACUUUCUUUCUCCUUUUUCAGUGUAGGAAAAUAAGCUUCAGCACAAAUUCCUUUUAACUUUGAUGCCAAUAUAUAAUCAUUCAGAAGUUUGUGCACCUUUUCUUUUUUUGAUGUGGACGUUUGUUUCAAGCAGUUGUUUUAUAAUAAUCCUGCAAGUGGUUAUAGAUAAUUUGUUAUUGUGCCUUUAAUAAAUGUUAUUUUGAGAAAAAAUCAA